Molecule: messenger RNA, 4855 nt
Organism: Antechinus flavipes (yellow-footed antechinus)
Lineage: Eukaryota; Metazoa; Chordata; Mammalia; Dasyuromorphia; Dasyuridae
Gene: PSD4
Product: pleckstrin and Sec7 domain containing 4
Exons: 16
Coding region: 219-3191 (990 amino acids)
Biological process (GO): regulation of ARF protein signal transduction
Cellular component (GO): ruffle membrane
Molecular function (GO): guanyl-nucleotide exchange factor activity
Source: RefSeq, a predicted model, not a curated record
AGGCGGAAGCUAGCUAGCGCUGCCCCAUUCACCAGGGGAGGACGGACCACAACCGGAGCUGUUCCCUGGGGAGAUCCAGGCCAAUUAUUCCUUCUUCCAGCCCUGGAGGGGGUAGCGCCUCCCAGGGACUUCUCUGACCCACCCCACUCUCGGCGGAUACGAUGGGGCUGUAGGCAGAGAAGGCAGGACAGCCUCAGCCUGCCGCUGCAUUGUCUGGGAUGAUGGAUGGCGAAGGACUCCCCGGUCAUCCCGAGUCCAUGGGAUAUCACCGAGCCCACUCGGGGGAGAAUUUUCAGCAAGUCCCCGGAGGUCCGCCAAGGGGAGUAUAUGAGGCUUCAGAGGGUCCUGGACCUCACAUGGACCAAACCUGGGGUUUUGACCCAGCCACCCAAGACACUCCCAGGAUCCUGGGUGCUAACAAGAGCCCACAGGUGUUACCUCUUGCAGAACACUACGUUAGACCUGAUAGGGAGGUCUCCCCCAGUUCUCCGAGAGAACACCUUCGCUCAGGGAAUAAUUCCACCCAGGUCAUGUUCUGGGCGGGCAUCCUACAGGCCCAGAUGUGUGUCCUUGACCUGGAAGAAGAGCUGGAAAAGACGGAUGUGUUCCGAGAAGAGCUGAGGCGCUGCAUCCCUUCCCCCAUGGAGCUCCCAAACUUCUCCCCCAGUGGACGAGACUCCCAAGACCAGAGCACCGGCCCAAGGUCUUCGCACGUAGCGGAAGACUCUGAGGAAGACAGCGGCGGGCCAGAAGAGGAGUACAGAACGUCUCCAGGGGACGAGCCCCUCAGUUCUCCUGUGGAGUGGGGGGAAGAGGAGGAGAGCUUGUUCUUCGACAACCCCCUCUUCCUGGAAAGCCCUACCUCGGUCACCAGCGCUCCCGACGAGAAUUCUUGGAGCUUCCCAGUACCCCUUGGGGAGGAGAGGACUGAGCAAGGGAGCCUUGAACCAGAGCCUCGGUGGACCCAGAGACCGCUGCUUGAGGAAGGAGGUGGUUCUUGGGCCCUGGAGAAUAAGCCCAAUUCAGUAGCUGAGGUGUCUGAUCCUGAUAGGGAGACCGACGCAUUGUAUCCGGUGCCCACCUACAAACUGCAUUAUCAGUCCUGGGCGAAACAGAAUUGUCCCAGUGUGCCCGCCUCCGUCUCCAGUCCUGUGAUGGUAGAGGAGACCGUGUCGGUUCAGGACAGCCCCAUUCACCAAUGGACCCCAGAGGUUCCCUCCAGUGUGGACAAGCAACUGUUCAGUCCUGAAGAGAGAGGUCCAGGUGAGAGCAAUGCUGAGGCUGCUUGCCUUCUGACUCCUUCUGACCCAGGCCCCUGGAUACCAUCACCCUCAUUUCAGGAGUCAAGCAGCCCAAGAGUUGGGGUCAGGGACCUCAGUCCUCAAUCCAGCUCCAGCUCUAUCCCUAGUCCCAGCCUUAGCUCCAGUUCAAUCCCCAGCCCGGCACAGCCCCCAGAGGGGAGUUUUCACCCUGCCAGGGCCUUCCCUGAGUGGAGAAUCCUGGCUGCCUCCUGCCCUUCAUCCUUGGAGAAGGAGGGAACAGAUCCUGGUUUCCUGAAUAAAACAAUGGAGCCCCUUCCUCCAAGAAACACAGUGGAGCCCCAAGGGGAAAUCAAGACAGAAGUGGUUGGGGAGAUACAGCCGGAUGUCAGCCCAGCACCCCCCAACACCAGAGACUAUACCAGAAGCACCGAGCCCCAAGCAGAGCCCCAGGUAGAAGAACUGAGGCCGGAAGCUAAAGACAAAGUUGCCAAUGGAGUCAACCCUGACGAGGUGGCCUGGAAACUGGCUUCGCGCCUCUACCACCUGGAAGGCUUCCGCAAGUCCGAAGUGGCUGCUCACCUCCAGAAGAACAAUGACUUCAGCAGGGAUGUGGCUGAGAAAUACCUCUCCUUCUUCCAGUUUAAAAAUAAGAGCUUGGACCAAGCCCUCCGGGGCUUUCUCCAGGCUCUGGUAUUAAGUGGGGAGACCCAAGAGCGAGAGAGAAUCCUCUAUCAAUUCUCCAAGCGUUUCCACCACUGCAACCCUGGAGCCUUCCCAUCAGCAGAUGCUGUACACACCUUGACUUGUGCACUAAUGCUCCUCAACACAGAUUUGCAUGGACAGAACAUCGGCAAGAGCAUGAGCUGCCAGGAGUUUAUAACCAACCUGAAUGGCUUAAAGGAUGGUGGGAACUUCCCCAAGGAGCAGCUGAAGACACUCUACUGGUCUAUCCGCAGUGAGAAGCUACAAUGGGCAGUGGACGAAGAGGAGGAGGCAGCCAUGAUACCCAUGAAGCCCAGGCUGUCCUUUUCAGGCAGCCAGAAGAGGCGCAAUACCUUUGUCCAGAUCACCCAGGACCCCACGGUGCCCACCUACAAGCAAGGGCUCCUCGCUCGAAAGAUGCACGCGGAUGUCGAUGGGAAAAAGACUCCCUGGGGGAAGCGUGGCUGGAAGAUGUUCCACACCCUGCUUCGAGGGAUGGUGCUCUACUUCCUGAAGGGCGAAGAGUCCUGUCCGGAGGACUGGCCGCGAGUGGGGCCCUUGCCCGAGGACGCGGUGGGGGUGCAUCACGCCCUGGCCGUCCCGGCGGUCCAUUACACCAAGAAACCUCACGUCUUUCAACUGCGGACGGCCGACUGGCGCCUCUACCUCUUCCACGCCCCGACCGCCAAAGAGAUGAGUUCUUGGAUCGCCCGGAUCAACUUGGCCGCGGCCACGCACUCCGCGCCGCCCUUCCCCGCCGCCGUGGGCUCUCAGCGCAAAUUUGUCCGGCCCAUCCUCCCGACUGGCCCGGCGCGGAGCUCCCUGGAGGAGCAGCACAGAGCCCACGAGAGCUGUCUGGACGCGGCCUCCGAUGACCUGAUCGACCUGCAGAAGAGCCUGCCUGAGCAGAAGGGCCGGAGCCGGGGCCUGGAGGAGUACAGGCUCAGGAAGGAGUACCUGGAGUACGAGAAAAUCCGCUACGAGACCUACAUCCAGCUGCUGGUGGCCCGCCUGCGCUGCCCCUCCGAGGACUUGGACCUGUGGGAGAAUCAGCUGGCGGAGGAGGCCCAGGGGGCCUGGAACCCCGAGCCCGGCCUCAAGAAGUCGCACUCCAGCCCCUCCCUGCACCAAGACGAGGCCCCCAGCACAGCCAAGGUGAAGCGGAACAUUUCUGAGAGGAGAACCUACCGCAAGAUCAUCCCCAAGAGAAACCGAAACCAGCUGUGAGCCGGAGCUGCCCCGCUGGGUGCCACAGAGACAAGCUCCCCCCAGGGCCAGGCCCAGGAAUCGGUGUCUUACAGUGGAGAGUCCUGAGAGGCCUCCAGCCUACUGGGAGGCUUGUCCUUUCAGAAAUCCUUGGGAUUGGCUGAAAUCCUUGGGAGACAGGUGGAGGCAGCCCUGGCCUCCUCCCUCACCCGGCAUUUGCUUCUGACUGUUUUUUCUCCCCCUUCCUCCCCACCCACUUCUGCCCCAUUUCACUGAAGUAGCCCAAUGUCUCCCAGUCCCAGCCGGAGUCCCCCAUUCCCCAAAGAAGUCAUGCUUGCUUUCGGGGGACUGCUGAGACAGGAGAGACAGAUCUGAGCUUCUCCCCCUGACGUGACAUGAUAUGUGAUCACCCCUAUUUCUAAAACCCAGCUGGACUAGAGCAUCUCUCCAAUGUUCCCUUCUAGUUCUGAACCCGAGAGGCGCAGAGUUAAGGGAGUUGGCGCCUCAAAGCUGCAGCAACUAGGCUGCUGGCUUCACAAGCCCCUGGGAAGGGUUGACAUUGAUGGUUCUAGACUCCCCUAUCCUGGAGAAGGUCAGGAAGCCCCUAGCCCAUGUGCGCAGAUUUACAGAGCUCUGGGGGUCAGCCUGGCAGACUCCCCUCACCCCACCCAGCUUGGUGGGAGCCGGGCAUCGGCAGGUGUCCCAGGACUGAGGCUGGCAGGGCAACAUUUUCCCCCAAAGGCCCACCCUCUCCUCCUCCUCACCGACCCUCCCCCUCCCCGGCCCUGGCAGCUGGGAGAGGCCCCUGGCUCGAACACCCAUUCAGUGAUCAGCCAAGCAGAGCCGAAUGUCUGGAGUGGGGGCAGGAAGGGGGUGGAGGGACCUUCCGCUCUCUAGGGCUGAGGAGAGGGACCUGGAGCGCUGGAAACAAGUGGCCUUUGUUUCUUGAGGAGCAGGAAAAGGGGGUGUCAUGGCUGGAAUCUUCCUCCUACCCCACCCCCAGCCCUUAGAGCAGGUGGGGAGAAAUACCCAGGGAUGGUGACUCGUAGAAAGGGUAGCAGAGAACAAGAGCUCCCUUCCAGCUUCCCAGGACCCAGGGACCCCAGCUCGCCAGUAUAUCUCCUCAGUUGCCCCUGAACAGCCGGACAGAGGGGACAAUGGCUGAGAUGGAGGAUACACAGGACCUUCCCAUCGCCCCCCAACUGUGCUCUUUCCUGCCCUGACCCCCAUUCCCUACCAGGACAGCCCUCUGCCAACCCAAGAAAGGGGCUUUCUCUGUCUCUAGCGGAAGUCCUGCUCUGAAGGAUGGAUUCUGGCUCCAGCCGUCUCCAACAAGGUGCCCCCCAGAAAUGGCCCCGGGUCCCCCGAGCACUCCCAGGCCCGGUUUAUUCUGGUCUUCCCUGGCACGGUGCGCACACGUGGGAGGCUGAGGGACAGAGGGAGGGGGGGGAACGGCCCCCAUUGUCUCUGCUCAGCCAAGUGAGCCGGCGGCCAUGGGGAAGACUCGGCCUCCAACUCCAGCCUCCCCUCGUGGCUUCUCCCGUUUUGUUCUCCCCCCCUGAGAGCGCAAGCCUCCAAAGGGCAGGGACCGUUUUCUCAGCGCAUCCUCAGACUCCUCCUGGCUCCAGGGAGGAGCGCCGUGGUGCACCCAAUGGGUGCUCAGUAAAUAGUCAAUGAGUGCUGGA